Messenger RNA from Aegilops tauschii subsp. strangulata, 609 nucleotides. Lineage: Eukaryota; Viridiplantae; Streptophyta; Magnoliopsida; Poales; Poaceae. The record is from RefSeq and is a predicted model, not a curated record.
AUGUUGUGCAUCACUAGGUACCGAGAAGAAGCACGUGAGGAAGCAAGGACGGAGGCACUAGCACCUGAAGAGAUGAAGGAGGAAGGAGACAUGAAGAAGAAGGACGCGGAGGCCCUGGACUCUCCGGGUGCCCGGGCGCUUUGGCCCCGGAGGCCCGGUCCCUCCCUGGCGCAGCUCCCAGCCGGCCCCGGGUGCCCGGCCAGCAGCCCCGAGUGCUCAGCCUCGCGUGGCCCAGCCGCGGCCCAGGCCACCCCCGGGUGCCCGGCCUUGAGGCCCCGGUGCCCGGCCCCCUCCCGUUGGUGCUGCUGCCACCUGCCCGGGUGCCCGGGCCAUCACCCCUGGGUGCCCGGCCCCUCUCCAGCCGGCCCCGGGUGCCCGGCCGAAUGGCCCCGGAUGCUCGGCCCCUCCUGCGCCAGCCACCAGCGCCUCCCGGGUGCCCGGGCUUUGGACCCCCGGGUGCCUGGCCUCGACCGCCCAGGCCCCUGCGUCUACCCCGGGUGCCCGGGCCUAGGACACCCGGGUGCCCGGUCCACUCCGAGGGCCUGCGUGCCUCUUUGGGUUUUUACCCAUGUAUCCCCCUCCUCCUCUUAUUUCGCCCCUAGACUAUAA